Molecule: messenger RNA, 1740 nt
Organism: Mangifera indica (mango)
Lineage: Eukaryota; Viridiplantae; Streptophyta; Magnoliopsida; Sapindales; Anacardiaceae
Product: probable serine/threonine-protein kinase PBL5
Exons: 5
Coding region: 241-1482 (413 amino acids)
Biological process (GO): protein phosphorylation
Molecular function (GO): ATP binding; protein kinase activity
Source: RefSeq, a predicted model, not a curated record
CACAAAUAUAGAAAGGAAAGAUGGUCCAAAAUAGUGUGUAUGUUGAGAUUGCAAUCUUUGUUUCUCUCUUUCUCUUCCUUCUUUCUGAUCAUAUAUAGUGCUUAAUGCUUGUUGACUUGGUUUAUGAAGCGGGUUGUAUUUUUUUUUUCCUUCUUUAGGCUGCUAAAAAGCAGAAAAAGCGAGAAUUUUUUGUUGUUGUUUCCGUGAAGAAAAACAGAAGAGAGAAAAUUUUGUAGUAUUAUGGGUUGUUUUCGUUGCACUGCGAAAUCAAUCAAGGAUGAUAGUAUCACCAUCAACUAUAAUAAGAAGGAUCGUAACAGCAAAAUAGGUGAUCGAAGGCAAACCACUUCAGAUACAUCAAGAGUUGCUUCACACGAUAUUGAAAAGAAAGGGGAGGUUUCGGAGGAUGACCAAUUAUCUAGGGAUGUAAAGAACUUAAAUUUCAAGGAUGGUACAAACGGUGGCAAGAGGGCAGAGACAUUUACAUUUGAUGAACUGGCGGCUGCAACUGAUAAUUUUAGGUCAGGCUGUUUUUUGGGUGAAGGAGGUUUUGGCAAAGUCUAUAAGGGCCACUUGGAUAAAAUUAACCAGGUUGUUGCUAUCAAGCAGCUUGAUCGAAAUGGAACACAAGGAAUUAGAGAAUUUGUUGUUGAGGUGUUGACACUAAGCUUAGCAGACCACCCAAAUCUUGUAAAAUUGAUUGGCUUUUGUGCUGAAGGUCAUCAGAGACUAUUGGUUUAUGAGUUCAUGCCCUUAGGAUCUUUGGAAAGCCAUUUAUUUGAUAUUAAAUUUGAUAGAAAACCACUUGAUUGGAAUACAAGGAUGAAAAUAGCAGCUGGUGCAGCUAGGGGCCUGGAAUAUUUGCAUGAGAAGAUGAUGCCCCCUAUUAUAUACCGUGAUCUGAAAUGUUCUAACAUAUUGCUUGGUGAGGGGUAUCACCCCAAGUUAUCUGAUUUUGGCUUAGCUAAAGUUGGUCCUAGUGGGGACAAGACACAUGUAUCCACAAGGGUUAUGGGCACGUAUGGGUACUGUGCACCGGAUUAUGCAAUGACUGGUCAGCUGACAUUUAAAUCAGAUAUUUACAGCUUUGGUGUUCUCCUUUUGGAGCUCAUCACUGGUCGGAGAGCAGUUGAUCAAACAAGUGAUAGAAAGGAGCUAUAUCUGGUUACAUGGGCUCGACCCAUGUUCAAAGACCGGAGGAACUUUUCCAAAAUGGUUGAUCCAUUGCUUAGAGGCCAUUAUCCUGCAAGAGGUUUGUACCAAGCUCUUGCUAUUGCUGCUAUGUGCAUUCAGGAGCAGCCUAACAUGCGGCCUGCCAUAUCUGAUGUUGUAAUGGCUCUGAGUUAUCUUUCGUCCCAGAUAUGUGAUCCCCAAAACCGUCCAGCUAGAAGCACACAAAGGAACCCACCUCUUCUUGUUCAAGAAAUCGGUGAAAAUGCUGAUCAAAGAAAUGAUGGCAAUGCAUCUCCUAGCUGCAACUAGGCCCCAAAAAAGAUGAAAUCGGGAAUAAAAUGGUCCAUACUUUUCUCCAUUGUUUAUAUGUACACAGUAGGGCCUUGUAAUCAAGUUUUGUUGCGUCAGAAGAUAAGAGGUGUUACUGGCAUACAGGAAAUUUACCCUCCUCACUACCAUCUCUGUUGUACAUGUCAGCUAGCUGAGAUUCUUCAUCUACAGAUGCCUAUUUGCUGAACCUUUUUUUUUUCCCCAUAAAUAAUAGUUUAACUCCACUUUUUACUGUAA